AUGCCACCCAAGAGGAAGGCUGCCGGUGCUGUGCAGGGGGGAGCGAAAGUCGGCAGGUCUUCGCGAAUGACAACGCCUGGCGCUGCAACGCCACGAACAAUUGACAGCAAUGAAGAGGUGCCGGACGAGGAUGAGGCUCCAGUUGAUGAGGCUCUGGAACGGGAUUUGAAUAAAAAUAUAGACAUUUUUUCCCUGGAUCGCUAUCAGAAGAGACACGCGAUUCGGGAUCCUCUUCCGCAUAUUUUUGGCGACCGUGAUUUCUCCUACCUAGUUCUGAAGAAAGACCACCAGAACCGGCCUCUAUGGAUCGACCCUCAGAAGGGUCGCAUCAUUCUGGAGAGUUUCAACCCGCUCGCUGAGCAGGCCCAAGAUUUCCUCAUCACCAUCUCUGAGCCGUUGUCACGACCGACCUUCAUGCACGAGUACGCCCUUACAACACACAGUUUAUAUGCUGCCGUCUCCGUUGGACUCUCGCCAGAAGACAUCAUCAACACUCUAGACCGGUUCCUCAAGACACCUUUGCCGGAUGAAAUCCGAAACUUUAUCACAAGCUGUACUCAGAGUUACGGCAAGGUGAAGUUGGUCCUGAAGAACACCAAGUACUAUGUCGAAAGUCCCGAUCCAAACAUGCUCCAAACUCUCCUUAAGAACCCUAGAAUCGGACCUUUGCGCGUGCAAGGAACAGAAGAAAUCACAACAUCAGUGGCGCCCAAGAUUGGAGGUCUUGUUAUUCCCGGUACACAGAAUGCGGCAGGAGCAAAGCAGGCGAAUGGUCUUGGCCAGUCAGGCGAACCAGGUAAAGACGGACAGCCCGUUCAGGAGGGCGAGGUCUUUGCGACACUCAACGAGGAAGACGACGAGGAUCAAGAAGUGACACACUCCUUUGAGAUUGCGGAUAAGGACGUCGAAACCGUGCAGAAGGAAUGCUUGAACUUGGGAUACCCAGUUCUUGAAGAGUACGAUUUUCGAAGAGACGAGGCCAACGCCAACCUUGACAUCGAUCUUAAGCCAGGUACUCAGAUUCGUCCUUACCAGGAAAAGAGUUUGAGCAAGAUGUUCGGCAACGGACGAGCGAAGAGUGGUCUUAUCGUCUUGCCUUGUGGUGCCGGAAAGACGCUGGUGGGCAUCACAGCAGCUUGUACCAUCAAAAAGGGCGUGAUCGUUCUGUGCACAAGUUCCAUGUCAGUUGUGCAAUGGCGCAACGAGUUUUUGAAGUGGUCCAACAUCAACCCUGACGAUAUUGUCGCGUUCACAUCGGACUCCAAGAACAACGUCUUCACUGGAAGCACAGGUAUCAUUGUCACAACAUAUGCAAUGGUCACACAAUCCCGAGCACGAUCCUACGAUGCAGAGAAGAUGAUGAAGUUCUUGACUGGUCGAGAAUGGGGUCUGAUGCUGCUGGAUGAGGUGCACGUUGUGCCCGCCAAUAUUUUCAGAAAGGUUACAUCUUCAAUCAAGACUCACUCCAAGCUCGGUCUCACAGCAACACUUUUGCGAGAAGACGACAAGAUUUCGGAUCUGAACUUCCUGAUUGGACCAAAGCUGUUCGAGGCCAACUGGAUGGAGCUUUCAAAGCAAGGGCAUAUUGCCAGGGUUCAGUGUGCUGAGGUCUGGUGCCCAAUGCCUACUGAGUUUUACGACCAGUACCUCAAGGCACCGAGCCGAAAGAAGGGUUUGCUGUAUAUCAUGAACCCCCGCAAGUUUCAGGCGUGCCAGUAUCUUAUCAACUAUCACGAGUCACGCGGAGACAAGAUCAUUGUCUUUUCAGACAACGUGUAUGCUCUCAAAGCAUAUGCUUUGAAGCUCCAGAAGGCAUUCAUCUAUGGUGGUACCGGCCAGGCAGAACGUCUCCAAGUGUUGGAGAACUUCCAGCACAACCCAAACGUCAACACACUCUUCUUGUCAAAGAUUGGAGACACGUCUCUUGAUCUUCCCGAAGCUACGUGUCUCAUCCAGAUCUCCUCGCACUAUGGUUCCCGUCGUCAAGAGGCGCAGCGUCUGGGCCGAAUUCUACGAGCUAAGCGACGUAACGAUGAGGGCUUUAAUGCCUUCUUCUAUUCGCUUGUCUCAAAAGAUACUCAAGAAAUGUACUUUUCUUCUAAGCGUCAAGCUUUCCUUGUUGACCAGGGAUAUGCUUUCAAAGUUAUCACCCAGCUCGCCAACAUCGAGAAAACGCCUGGCUUGGCAUUUGCAGAUGUCUCGGAGCGUCGAGAGCUAUUGCAGAAGGUGCUUGUGGAGAACGAGAGCAUGGAAGAGGAUGAUCCCAAUGACGACAUGUUCCACCAAGGCACCAUGGGACGUAGGAAGAAGAAGGGAGCCCGACGAACAGCAGGAACCCUUGGUGAACUCAGCGGUGGCCAGGACAUGGCGUACAUCGAGCAGAACAAGAAGAUGUCAGCGAAGCGCAAGAAGGCGGAUAGCAAUGCCUUCUUCAAGAAGAUCGGACGAGAGAACGCCCGUCGCGCAGCGGCGCAGUAA
This is a messenger RNA of Fusarium pseudograminearum CS3096, 2478 nucleotides long. RefSeq lists its product as uncharacterized. Gene Ontology annotation, cellular component: transcription factor TFIIH holo complex; transcription preinitiation complex; nucleotide-excision repair factor 3 complex. Gene Ontology annotation, molecular function: DNA binding; hydrolase activity; ATP binding. The record is from RefSeq and is a predicted model, not a curated record. The transcript has a single exon. Gene Ontology annotation, biological process: nucleotide-excision repair; transcription initiation at RNA polymerase II promoter. Lineage: Eukaryota; Fungi; Ascomycota; Sordariomycetes; Hypocreales; Nectriaceae. The coding region runs from base 1 to 2478 and encodes 825 amino acids.